This is a messenger RNA of Pseudophryne corroboree (corroboree frog), 6030 nucleotides long. Its product is annotated as myosin-6. Gene Ontology annotation, molecular function: microfilament motor activity; ATP binding; actin filament binding. The transcript is spliced from 39 exons. The record is from RefSeq and is a predicted model, not a curated record. Bases 114 to 5927 code for a protein of 1937 amino acids. NCBI's taxonomy places the organism in Eukaryota, Metazoa, Chordata, Amphibia, Anura, Myobatrachidae. Gene Ontology annotation, biological process: adult heart development; sarcomere organization; muscle filament sliding. Gene Ontology annotation, cellular component: cytoplasm; myosin II complex; myosin filament.
GAUAUAAGAGAACAAAAGAGGGCACAUGUUCUAUUGUCACCAAGGCAGAGUGAGCAGCCAGGCCUGGGAACGUGUCCACUCUCUGGUCCUUUUAUUGAAAACAAGACUUCACAAUGGGUGACGCAAUGAUGGCGGAUUUUGGGCCUGCUGCGUCAUAUCUGCGAAAGUCGGACAAAGAAAGACUAGAGGCUCAGACUCGUAUUUUUGACAUUAAGACUGAAGUUUUCAUCCCUGACGUGCAGGAGGAGUUUGUAAAAGCCAAAAUCACCAGUCGUGAAGGAGGCAAAGUGGUCGCUGACACUGCAGGUGGCAAGACCGUCACAGUGAAAGAAAGUGAUGUGCACCAGCAAAACCCACCCAAGUUUGAUAAAAUUGAAGACAUGGCGAUGCUGACCUUUCUGCAUGAGCCAGCCGUGCUGUACAACCUCAAAGAGCGUUAUGCAGCCUGGAUGAUCUAUACAUACUCAGGACUGUUCUGCGUGACUGUGAACCCCUACAAGUGGCUUCCUGUGUACAAUGCAGAGGUUGUGGCUGCUUAUCGUGGGAAGAAGAGGAGUGAAGCCCCACCUCACAUCUUCUCCAUCUCUGACAAUGCCUAUCAGUACAUGCUGACAGAUCGAGAAAAUCAGUCCAUCCUGAUCACUGGAGAAUCUGGUGCUGGGAAGACUGUAAAUACCAAGCGUGUCAUCCAGUACUUUGCUAGUAUAGCAGCAGUUGGAGGAAAAAAGGAUGCAGCCAGUGCCAACAAGGGGACUCUGGAGGAUCAAAUUAUCCAGGCUAACCCUGCACUGGAAGCUUUUGGCAAUGCAAAGACACUCCGAAAUGACAACUCCUCCCGAUUUGGUAAAUUCAUUCGAAUCCACUUUGGUGCCUCUGGAAAGCUGGCUUCUGCUGACAUAGAGACCUAUCUCCUGGAGAAGUCUCGUUGCAUCUGCCAACUGAAGUCUGAAAGAGAUUAUCACAUUUUCUACCAAAUCCUGUCCAAUAAAAAGCCAGAGCUUCUGGACAUGCUCCUGGUUACCAACAACCCAUAUGACUAUUCCUACAUCUCCCAAGGAGAAGUCACAGUCGCCUCCAUAGAUGACGCUGAUGAGCUCAUAGCAACAGAUAGUGCCUUCGAUGUCCUGGGAUUCACUGCUGAGGAAAAGGCUGGUGUGUACAAGCUGACUGGAGCUAUCAUGCACUCUGGAAACAUGAGGUUCAAGCAGAAGCAAAGGGAAGAACAGGCAGAACCAGAUGGGACUGAGGAGGCUGACAAAGCUGCCUACCUCAUGGGUCUGAACUCUGCUGACCUCCUGAAGGGUUUGUGUCACCCCAGAGUCAAGGUGGGGAAUGAGUAUGUCACCAAAGGACAGAGUGUCCAACAGGUGACCUAUUCUAUCGGUGCCCUGGCCAAGUCAGUGUACGAGAAGAUGUUCAUGUGGAUGGUGGUGAGAAUUAACACCACAUUGGAGACCAAGCAGCCCAGACAAUACUUCAUUGGAGUGUUGGAUAUUGCAGGAUUUGAGAUCUUUGAUUUUAACAGCUUUGAGCAGCUCUGCAUUAACUUCACCAACGAGAAGUUGCAGCAGUUCUUCAACCACCACAUGUUUGUGCUGGAGCAGGAGGAAUACAAGAAGGAGGGCAUUGAGUGGGAGUUCAUAGACUUUGGCAUGGACCUGCAGGCCUGCAUUGAUCUCAUAGAGAAGCCCAUGGGCAUCAUGUCCAUCCUAGAAGAGGAGUGCAUGUUCCCCAAGGCAUCAGAUGUGACCUUUAAAGCCAAACUGUAUGAUAAUCAUCUGGGCAAGUCCAAUAACUUUCAGAAACCCAGGAAUAUCAAGGGGAAGCCUGAGGCUCACUUUGCGCUGGUGCACUACGCUGGCACAGUGGACUAUAACAUCAUGGGCUGGCUGGAGAAGAACAAGGACCCACUGAACGAGACUGUGGUGGGGCUGUACCAGAAGUCAUCUCUCAAACUGCUGUCUCUUCUGUUUGCCAACUAUGCCAGUGCUGACUCAGACAGUGGUGGGAAAGGCAAAGGAGCAAAGAAAAAGGGUUCUUCUUUCCAGACAGUAUCUGCUUUGCACAGGGAGAAUCUGAACAAACUAAUGACCAAUCUGAAAACCACACAUCCUCACUUUGUACGUUGUCUCAUCCCAAACGAACGGAAGGCUCCAGGUGAAAUGGACAAUCCCUUGGUGAUGCACCAGCUCCGCUGUAACGGUGUCCUGGAAGGAAUUAGAAUCUGCAGGAAGGGAUUCCCCAACCGUAUCCUGUAUGGGGAUUUCAGGCAGCGUUACCGAAUCCUGAACCCAGCGGCCAUACCUGAAGGGCAGUUCAUAGACAGUAGAAAAGGAGCAGAAAAACUUUUAGGAUCACUGGAAAUUGACCACACUCAGUACAAGUUUGGACAUACAAAGGUAUUCUUUAAAGCCGGUCUGUUGGGUACUCUUGAAGAAAUGAGGGAUGAACGGCUCUCUAGGAUCAUUACUCGAAUCCAAGCACAAUCUCGGGGAUUGCUGAUGAGAAAAGAGUUUAAGAAGAUUUUGGAGCGCAGAGAUGCACUUCUGGUAAUUCAAUGGAACAUCCGAGCUUUCAUGUGUGUCAAGAACUGGCCCUGGAUGAAACUUUAUUUUAAGAUCAAGCCCCUACUCAAGAGUGCAGAGACAGAGAAAGAGAUGGCAAACAUGAAGGAAGAGUUCCAGAGGCUGAAGGAAGCCCUGGAGAAGUCUGAUAGCAGGCGCAAGGAGCUGGAGGAGAAGAUGGUCUCUUUGUUGCAAGAGAAAAAUGAUCUGCAGCUACAAGUUCAAUCUGAACAAGACAACUUGAAUGAUGCUGAGGAGAGGUGUGAGCAGCUUAUCAAGAACAAGAUUCAGUUGGAGGCUAAGCUAAAAGAGGAGACAGAGAGGCUGGAAGAUGAGGAGGAGAUGAAUGCGGAGCUGACAGCUAAGAAGCGGAAGCUGGAGGAUGAGUGUUCUGAGCUCAAGAAGGAUAUUGAUGACCUAGAGCUGACCUUGGCCAAAGUGGAAAAGGAGAAGCAUGCCACAGAGAAUAAGGUUAAGAACCUGACUGAAGAAAUGGCUGGUCUAGAUGAGAUUAUUGCCAAACUAACCAAGGAGAAGAAGGCUCUGCAGGAGGCUCACCAGCAGACUCUUGAUGACCUUCAGGCUGAAGAAGACAAAGUCAAUGUUUUGACCAAGGCCAAAGCCAAGCUUGAGCAGCAGGUUGAUGAUCUGGAGGGAUCUUUGGAGCAGGAGAAAAAAAUUAGAAUGGAUCUGGAACGAGCCAAGCGAAAGCUGGAAGGUGAUCUGAAACUGACUCAAGAGAAUGUUAUGGAUCUUGAGAAUGACAAACAACAGCUGGAGGAGAAGUUGAAGAAGAAUGAGUUUGAGAUUAGCCAGCAAAAUAGCAAAAUUGAGGAUGAACAAUUACAAAGCAUACAGCUACAGAAGAAGCUUAAAGAGCACCAGGCUCGUAUUGAGGAGCUGGAGGAGGAGCUGGAAGCAGAGAGAACAGCGCGGGCCAAGGUAGAAAAGCUUCGCUCUGACCUGUCAAGAGAGUUGGAGGAGAUCAGUGAGCGCCUAGAAGAGGCUGGAGGAGCCACCUCAGUGCAACUGGAGCUCAACAAAAAGAGGGAGGCAGAGUUUCUGAAACUCAGGAGAGAUCUAGAGGAGUCCACUCUGCAAUCAGAGGCCACAGCAGCCACACUCAGGAAAAAGCAUGCAGACUCUGUGGCAGAGCUCAGUGAGCAGAUAGACAAUCUGCAGAGAGUGAAACAGAAACUGGAGAAGGAGAAGAGUGAACUGAAACUGGAACUAGAUGAUGUAGCAUCCAACAUGGAGCAGGUGGUAAAAUCCAAGGCAAACUUAGAAAAGUUGUGCCGCACAUUAGAAGACCAGAUGAAUGAGCACCGGAGCAAGUACGAUGAGUCUCAAAGAUCACUGAGUGAGUUUACAUCCCAGAAAGCAAAGCUGCAGACAGAGAAUGGGGAGCUGUCCCGCAGGUUGGAUGAGAAGGAAGCAUUAGUGUCUCAGCUGACUCGAGGAAAGCAAACGUACACUCAACAGUUGGAUGACAUUAAACGGCAAAUGGAGGAAGAGAGUAAGGCCAAAAAUGCACUAGCCCAUGCUCUGCAGUCUGCCCGUCAUGACUGUGAUCUUCUGAGGGAACAGUAUGAAGAGGAACAAGAGGCCAAGUCAGAGCUGCAACGAGUUCUGUCUAAAGCCAAUGCAGAGGUGGCCCAGUGGAGAACCAAAUAUGAGACUGAUGCUAUCCAAAGGACGGAGGAGCUAGAGGAGGCCAAGAAGAAAUUAGCGCAGCGGCUUCAGGAAGCAGAAGAAGCUGUAGAGGCUGUAAAUGCAAAAUGCUCAUCUCUUGAGAAGACCAAACACAGACUGCAGAAUGAAAUAGAGGAUCUGAUGGUGGACUUGGAGAGAUCAAAUGCUGCAUCUGCUGCACUGGACAAAAAACAAAGGAACUUUGAUAAGAUCCUAGCUGAGUGGAAGCAGAAAUUUGAGGAAUCACAGACGGAGCUGGAGUCCUCACAAAAGGAAGCUCGCUCCCUCAGCACUGAGUUGUUCAAGUUAAAGAAUGCCUAUGAGGAGUCUCUGGAGCAUCUUGAGACUUUCAAGAGGGAAAACAAAAACCUUCAAGAGGAAAUCUCAGACCUAACAGAGCAACUGGGAGAGGGCGGAAAGAGCAUUCAUGAGCUGGAAAAGGUUAGAAAGCAACUGGAGCAGGAGAAGAUGGAGCUGCAAACAGCUCUGGAAGAAGCUGAGGCCUCAUUGGAGCAUGAAGAAGGUAAAAUCCUGCGCAUCCAGCUAGAGUUCAACCAGAUAAAGUCUGAGAUUGAGCGGAAAUUGUCAGAAAAGGAUGAAGAGAUGGAGCAAGCUAAGAGGAACCACCAGCGUCUGGUGGAUUCACUGCAAACUUCACUUGAGGCUGAGACUAGGAGCCGUAAUGAGGCCCUCAGGAUCAAAAAGAAGAUGGAAGGUGAUCUAAAUGAAAUGGAGAUUCAGCUCAGCCAGGCUAAUCGUGCAGCAGCUGAGGCCCAUAAACACCUGAAAGUGGCACACAGUACUCUUAAGGACACCCAAAUUCAAUUGGAUGAUACAUUAAGGGCCAAUGAUGAUCUUAAAGAAAACAUUGCAAUUGUGGAGAGGAGGAACCUGCUGCUCCAAGCUGAGCUGGAGGAACUGCGGUCACUGUUGGAACAGACAGAGAGAGCACGCAAGCUUGCAGAGCAAGAGCUGAUAGAGACCAGUGAGAGGGUCCAACUCCUCCACUCUCAGAACACCAGCCUGAUUAAUCAGAAGAAAAAGAUGGAGUCUGACCUGUCCCAACUACAGACAGAGGUUGAAGAGGCAAUUCAGGAAUGCCGCAAUGCAGAGGAAAAAGCCAAGAAAGCAAUUACUGAUGCUGCCAUGAUGGCUGAGGAGCUGAAGAAAGAGCAGGACACGAGUGCUCAUUUGGAGAGGAUGAAGAAGAACAUGGAGCAAACCAUCAAAGAUCUUCAGCAACGCCUGGAUGAAGCUGAGCAGAUUGCCAUGAAAGGAGGCAAGAAACAGCUGCAGAAGCUGGAGGCUCGAGUUCGGGAACUGGACAAUGAGCUGGAGGCUGAGCAGAAGCGCAAUGCAGAGUCUGUGAAAGGGAUGAGGAAAUAUGAGAGGCGCAUUAAAGAGCUCACUUACCAGACAGAAGAGGACAGGAAGAACAUGGCUCGUCUUCAGGACCUGGUUGACAAGCUGCAGCUGAAAGUGAAGGCUUACAAGAGACAGUCAGAAGAGGCUGAGGAACAAGCCAACACAAACUUGGCCAAGUUCCGGAAGGUUCAGCAUGAGCUGGAUGAGGCAGAGGAACGAGCAGACAUCGCGGAGUCUCAGGUCAAUAAGCUGAGAGCCAAGAGCAGAGAUGUGGGAGGCAAGCAAAAGGUCCUUGAUGAAGAAUAAAGAGGCUACGUUCCCAGGAGUGCUGUUUUAGUGAAAUUGUACAUACUCUGUAAUCAACGUUAAAAUAAAGAGUGUCUGCAUAAUGCAUAACUCUCUAUAACAA